This is a messenger RNA of Blastocystis hominis, 1152 nucleotides long. RefSeq lists its product as hypothetical. Bases 1 to 1152 code for a protein of 383 amino acids. The record is from RefSeq and is a predicted model, not a curated record. NCBI's taxonomy places the organism in Eukaryota, Bigyra, Opalinata, Blastocystidae. The transcript is spliced from 6 exons.
AUGUAUUCAAACCUCGCAAGAGGGAUCUAUUACUCACUCCUCAAGAAGGCUGCAUUGUUUGACAAGGAGCCUGUGCUUAAGUGUUUGUUGACUCAAGAUUCUCUCGUCUAUUAUUAUCGCAAAAUCAAGAAUGGAAAUCAGAAAGAACUCACUGGUUGUCAAACUCUGCUUAGCGAGUUCCUUCAAGAUCGGCCAGUUUAUACGUUUGGAACAUCGCUUACAGCGUUCAUCAAAAAGAAGGCGGAGGAAGACGCCGACUUCUCAAGUGAAGAAUCGAAUAUUAACAUCCUUCUCCGACUCACAGAUUAUCUCAAUCACCAACUAAACCACGCAAAGAACAAGGACUAUUUCGCAGAGCCAUCUCUCCCUGCACCCCGUGAAGAUACAACUCCUUUUCUUUGUUCAUUCCUAGUCCGUGAGUUUUAUGAUCGUCUCAACCCCACUCUUCUUCCCCCCAAUCAAUCAUCCUACAAGGGCUGCGUUCUAUUAGCUCACCCAGCCCUCGUUCUGCUCGAUUCCGUCUGUCCCGAGCGAGAAGGCUUCGAGAACGCCCACUAUCCCGCCUUCCUCAAAUACUUGCUGGACCCUCAGCAGAGCGUGUAUCCCGUCGUCCACCCCAUGGACGUGUUCCCCGACUCCAGAGAACUCUUCGAAUCCAAACACUUGCUGAUCAAACACGCCGCGCAGCUUCAGAAGCAGGAAAUCCCGGCAUCGCCGGGCAAUGCCCAGAUCGGUUCGCGUCGUCGCGUCUCGGUUUUGCCUCCAGAACUGGAGAGCGAAAUGCGUGGAACCAAGGUGGAAACGGAGAACCCUCUACCACCACUGCGGUCUUUGGAAUCGUGGAAACAGUGGGAUUCGGUGUACGAUCGGUACAGUUCGCAACACCCGAUUUUGGGGGAGAUGGAGGAGAAUUCGAAUCGAAUCGUGCUGGCGUCGCUGGGGAAUGUGAGCGAAUCGACGCGGAAUGAAAUGGAAUUCGUGGAAGAAUCGAACGGAUUGCUGGCGACGGAUGAGUAUGAGCGAGUGUGCUUGGAUCUGUCGCGCUCGUGCGGGACGAUGAAGAGUAUUCCGAUGUGUGUGGCCUCGCUCUCACUCUAUUCAUAUCCUUUUCACAGAAUCAUCAUCAUCAUCAAUAUUGAAAUUGAAACUUAA